Ixodes scapularis (black-legged tick) is the source of this 944-nucleotide messenger RNA. RefSeq lists its product as uncharacterized. NCBI's taxonomy places the organism in Eukaryota, Metazoa, Arthropoda, Arachnida, Ixodida, Ixodidae. The record is from RefSeq and is a predicted model, not a curated record. The coding region runs from base 258 to 920 and encodes 220 amino acids. The transcript has 2 exons.
AUUCUGCUCCAUACGUCCCAGCAGAAGGGAGAUACAAGGAGGUACUCCUUUGCAACCUCUUCAAGGGAGGUCCUCUACCUCCAUUGGAGGACAUUGAGGAGGACUGCGAGGCAUUCGCAAGCUCUUUGAAGCUUGACCAAGAGGUUGCAGACAAGAUAGAGGAGAACACACGAACACAGCACCGAUCAGCCAAGUGGUUUGCCUUCAGAUCGGGUAGAACGACGGCGUCCACCGCAAGAGCUGUGUGCCACACGUCAAUGGAUGCGCCAGCACUGAGCCUCCUAAAGAAAAUAUGGCUCCCGGAGAAGUGUGUAUUUCAGAGUCCUGCGACAACCUGGGGCAUCGAACACGAAUAUGAAGCUCGACAGCUAUACACCGACGUGAUGGGACUGUCGCAUCCAAGCUUCACCUGUGUGAACAGUGGACUGUUAAUCCGCCCAGACUUGCCGUUUAUCGCAGCCACUCCAGAUGGGGCAACAGAGUGCAGCUGCUGUGGCCUAGGGCUCGUGGAGGUGAAGUGCCCCUACCUCCAAAGGCACUGCACACUAGACGAGCUGCUACUAUCUCUCCCAGAGUGCUUGGAGCGGGAAGAGAGCACUGGUGUGGUGUCACUGAAGACCACCCACACAUACUACUACCAGGUACAAACCCAGAUGCUUGUUGCAAAGAAGAACCGCUGUGACUUUGCCCUCUGGACCACCGAGGCAAUGUUUAUUGAGAGGGUGUAUGCCGACUCUGCUGCCCUUCAUAACGAGGUUGUGAUUAAGUGCAAGACUUUUUUUUGUAAAGGUGGUACUGCCGGAGCUGUUGUACAUGUUCUGGUCGCAGGCAGAAAUCGCGUCUGGAAACUAAAAAUUGACUACCUUCCAGCACAUGUUCAACUGAGUGGAAGAGAAUCAAAGAAAAAAUGUGAACACUAAAAGAAGAAAAUCCAGCCCUACUCG